This is a messenger RNA of Linum tenue, 1939 nucleotides long. NCBI's taxonomy places the organism in Eukaryota, Viridiplantae, Streptophyta, Magnoliopsida, Malpighiales, Linaceae. The record is from the annotation of a GenBank genome assembly.
UAGUUAUUUUACAAAAAUCUACUAAAAGAGGUAUAUAGAUAGAAAUGUUUAUUCCCAGACCAACAGAGAAGCAAUGGAAAUGGAAAGCUGACUCUUGAUCCCUUUCCGACCCAACUUUAAAGAAAAGCGACGAAACGCGCCCCAUCCUCCUCCUACCAUCGCCUCCGCCCUUUUGCUUCUCCCUGUUCAUCUCCAGGCGAGAAGCCGGCGCUGUUCUGCUCUGGCUCCUUUUCAUUUUACUUCGACCUAAGGUCCAAGCUUCAAACAGAACAGAGGGUGAAUCACCCAUUACUGUCCGUGUUCCUGGGUAGUUCUUGCCUUGAGAAUUUAGUGGCUUUCGAGUCGGGUGGUAACCUUAGCUUUGAGAUUCUAUGGUUUCAUCACAUCUAAGGAGGUCUGUGGAAUUAGAUGGAUGUUCUCUCCCAGGAACUACAUUCUGAGAAUCUCACAGAUAUUAGCCCACUGUUAAUGGAGCGAACCGAGACUUUUAGGAGUACUGAUCACAUCAUCGACGUGCCUGGAAAUGUUGAUUCUUCUUCUGAAUCAACAUCCCAUGGCGGACAUUCUCUAGAAACCUUUUCAGCAGAUAGCAGGCAUUCAACUAAUUCAACACCCUCGGUUUCUCAGCCUUCAACAUCGUCAUCGAAUGUAUCAGGUGCCCGGAGUACUAGGAGAGGGGAAGCUCACAGUAGACGCAGGAGUCCAUUGAACUCAGGUCUAUGGGUAUCAUUAGAAUUGGCUCUCACAUUGAGCCAGAUCAUUGCAUCGAUUGUCGUUUUGUCCAUAUCGAAGGACGAGCACCCACACACACCCUUGUUCGUGUGGAUUAUCGGUUAUGCGUCUGGAUGCUUAGCGACUCUCCCCCUUCUUUACUGGCGAUAUCAUCUUCGAAACCAAGGGUCUGAUCAAGAUGCUGCCCAAACUCGUCAGGGUUCGACUCAUAUUAAUGUUCCCGCUGGACCAUUUUCUCUUUCAGUGACCAGGACUUCUGGUGGAGAAGAUCGUCAACCUGUAGUUGGAUCGCCUAGAGGUGGUCAAAGUACUGCAGCAGUAAAUUCGAGGGUCAAGGUCCUAGUUGAGUACUUCAAAAUGGGAUUGGAUUGCUUCUUUGCUGUUUGGUUUGUGGUGGGUAACGUGUGGAUCUUUGGUGGUCAUUCUUCGGCAACUGAUGCUCCAAACAUGUAUAGGUUAUGUAUAGUGUUUCUCACUAUCAGCUGCAUUGGAUACGCCAUGCCCUUCAUUCUGUGUGCCACUAUCUGCUGUUGUCUGCCUUGUAUAAUCUCAGUCCUCGGGUUCAGAGAGGAUCUGACCCAAACCAGAGGAGCAACACCUGAGUCGAUCAGUGCACUACCAACAUACAAAUUCAAGUCAAACAAAAGAGACGGAAAUGCAGGUGACAAUGAUGGUGGGGUGGUAGCUGCAGGAACCGAGAAGGAGCGUGUUAUCUCCGGGGAAGACGCGAUUUGCUGCAUUUGUCUGGGGAAGUAUGCGAACAACGACGAGCUGCGAGAGGUGCCAUGCUCUCACUUCUUUCACAAGGAUUGCGUGGACAAGUGGCUUAAAAUCAAUGCAUCCUGUCCUCUGUGCAAAAGCGAGGUUGGUGAAAGCAUCACGGGUUCACUCUCUGGUGUUCAAACUUGAGAGUUAACAGUGGUCCUGCUGGUGAGCUCUGAAGUACAUGUUAGAGGAGGAGAACAAAAGUGAUUAAGCUUAUACAUCUAGACAGUAUCGACCUUGAAGCUUGUAAAGAGUGCUUCUCCAAUGUUUUUCUUACUUUGUGUAAGAAUUGGCUUGAAUUCACCCGCUUCCUUCACUCUUGUUGGUCUUUGGACUAAUGAUAACAUGAUGCAAAAAAAAUGGCUAAUUGCUACUGGAAAGUGGAAAGGAAACUAUGAAUUUUACUCUCUCGAGUAUUUAUAGGUGAAGACGAGAUUGCCAU